AUGCUGUCCUUUUCCACUCUGACAUUGGCUAUGCUACUUCUGACCCUCAGCAACGGGACAAGGGCACAAGGAGACGAGGAUGACCCAACACCAGCGACUCCUCACUGGAUCACACCCGCCGUCACUCUCCCGAGCCCGUACGGCCAUCCAUCUCUCUAUGUCACCCAAAACGGUGCGGGGGAGUGCCUGGCGUCGCUCCAGGUCUAUUACACCAGGACAUGCCGGGUUCAGACCACAGUCUGGGACGGCACAACCACGAGCCGGGUGAGCGUCGACUGCCAGGGCUGUACCCGGCUCGCGUCGAGCAUCCUGGUCGGCCACUGCCCGCUUGGAGUGCAUUAUACGCCUUACCCGGACACGACUAUGUCAAGGCCGUGGACGUCGUUCUCGUUUGUUUGCGCGCCCACGCCAACUCCGGCCGGUGCUGGCGCGGUGUAG
Molecule: messenger RNA, 438 nt
Organism: Chaetomium globosum CBS 148.51
Lineage: Eukaryota; Fungi; Ascomycota; Sordariomycetes; Sordariales; Chaetomiaceae
Exons: 1
Coding region: 1-438 (145 amino acids)
Source: RefSeq, a predicted model, not a curated record